ACAUUUCGCGGUUCAAUGCAGAACGAUAAUAUUACCACGCAGGAAGACUCAAUUUAUUUUAUUUUAUUUCCAUGACUAUAUUUAUUUGAAAAGUUCAAACAAUCAACCAUGGCACCGGGUACCGCCGAGCUGGAAAUCGAUGAGACUUUGCACUUGCUUCGGAUGGUUAUGCAAAGGGAAUUCAUACAUUAUUUAGAAACAUUACCAGGAACAAAAGAGCUUUUUAUCGAUAAAUGUCUGUUAAGACCACUCGAUAUGAUUGCCACAUCAUCAGAUAUGAAACGACACGGAGUGAAACGAAUAAUGCAUUUUGAUUUACAGAAAUCACCACAGGUUUGGAACAUCGAAAUCGAUCAGCGAGUCUUCUUUCUAAGACCCAACGUAGAAAACGCCAGAAAAAUUGUCGAGUACGUGGAAGAGUCAAGCGAAAACCGAUCUAUUUGUGUGAUCUGGUGCAACAGGCAGUUAGAAGAAUGCGAUCUCGCUUUUGAAUCGUCUGGAGUCAUUGGACACAUAACUCAACUUAGCCUGAAUAUGUGCCUUUUGCCGUUAGAAAGCGAUUUAUUUUCAUUGCAACAUGUGGAAUCGGCGCAACCGGAUCUUUUCUCUGUUGCCAACAUGUUUGUAGCACUUCAAAAUUUAUACGGAGUAAUCCCAACAGUCUACGGAUUGGGAUCUGAAUCGAAGAAUUUAUGGAACCUAGUUCAUGCACUGUGCUCUAGUAACGAACUUCGAGCUCGACCAGAUCAACCAAUUAGUCAUUUAUUCCUAUUCGAUCGUCAACUUGAUCCGGUUCCUGUAUUGUUGACCGGAGCAUCUUACGAAGGUCUUCUUCAUGAAUUUUUUACCAUUGAUUGUGGGAAGCUUGCUUUCCCAGUAGAUCUACGGAAACAAGUUCAAACUGGCCCAUUGGAUUUUGAUUGGAUCGAGAUUAAUCCGGAAGAAGACAAGGAGGCACAUCAACAAAAUAGAGGAGAUACAGUGAAAUUGGAUAAUUGUGAGGACAUUUUUGCAUCGAUUCGAAACAAGCACGUCACAGCUGCCCUGGAGUUUUUACAUUCCAAAGCGAAAUCGAUACAGAAAAGUAUCGAAAAAUCAUCGAUGAUUGAUGAUGUUGCGGAUUAUAGAAACUUUGUUGAAAAAGACCUGAGAGCGCUCAAAAAGGAUCACAAGCAUUGUGAAUUGCACAUUAAUGCAUGCGAAAUGAUGAUGAAUAAAGUUAAAAUGGAAGAUUAUCGAACCAUGUUCAAAUUAGAACACGAAAUGCUACUCGGAACCGUAACCCAUGAAGAGUAUUUUGAUUUUGUUUUUGAAAGAGUUCCGAUGAGAUCCUGUCGUGAUGUGGUUCUAUCGAUGAUGUCACUUGCAUCUCUCAAAUUAGACGGAGUUCCUGAUGAUACGUACAACGAAUUCGUGGAAAUGUAUCUACAAAAGUACGGAUACGAGCAUAUGUUCGAACUUCAGAAUCUUCGAAAUUCCCGUGUUAUUUACGCCCGUCGACAUAUCGCACACGAUCGGACUAUUUCGGAACGUGCCAGGACAUGGGAAACAUUGGCAAGAAAGUUCAGAAUCGUUAAGGGAAACGAGCCAAUGGAUAUGUCAAAUCCUUCUGAUAUGAGUUAUGUUUUCGGUGCAAGAAUUUCUCCCCUGCUUUGCAAAAUCGUUGAAGAUACAAUAGAUCAUGGAUGGAAUCAAGCAGAAUAUGAACGAAUUAUUGGAAAAGAUAAAGUAUUAGUCGAAGAGAAUACAUAUAUUGCGGCAGAUCGUCGACCAGAUAAUCGUACUCGAAAAGCCAUCAUGGUCUUUGUCAACGGCGGAAUUACCUAUUGGGAAGUGGCAGCUUUACGGCUGCUGGCGAUUCAAAAGAACUUCAGAAUUCUCAUCUGCACAACGCAUGUCAUCAAAAAGCGAGAAUAUUUGGAAGUCAGAGCUAAAGACGCAUCUUCGGUUUUUGGAUCAUAACGGGAAUUAAUGUAUAAUAUAAUAUGGGUUUAGUUCUUCUGUUAAAUAGAAUCAUAAUAAAUUAUUGCUUACCUAACAAU
Molecule: messenger RNA, 2042 nt
Organism: Caenorhabditis elegans
Lineage: Eukaryota; Metazoa; Nematoda; Chromadorea; Rhabditida; Rhabditidae
Gene: vps-33.2
Product: Vacuolar protein sorting-associated protein 33B
Exons: 5
Coding region: 109-1962 (617 amino acids)
Biological process (GO): vesicle-mediated transport
Cellular component (GO): early endosome; lysosomal membrane; recycling endosome
Source: RefSeq, marked reviewed